This is a messenger RNA of Aegilops tauschii subsp. strangulata, 830 nucleotides long. The record is from RefSeq and is a predicted model, not a curated record. Lineage: Eukaryota; Viridiplantae; Streptophyta; Magnoliopsida; Poales; Poaceae.
AUGGCUGACCAGAACAAUGCUUGCAACGAGCAAAUCAAUAACGCGAUGGUUUCUGAUAGUAACUUUUUCAUCAAUAUCCUCUUGAGGGAGUGUGGUGAUGUAUUUCUUGGCAUAAACUCACUUAUUGAUGUUGCGGGAGGACACGGUGGAGCUGCUAGGGCAAUUGCUAUGUCGUUCCCCCAGAUGAAAUGCACUGUGUUGGAUCUCCCUCAUGUGGUUGCUGGAGCUCCCAGUGAUGCCCAUGUGUCAUUUAUUUCUGGCGAUAUGUUUAAGUACAUUCCACCGGCGGAUGCUCUUUUCCUGAAGUGCAUUUUUCACGAUUGGUGUGAUGAAGACUGUGUCAAGCUACUGAAGAAUUGCAAGGAAGCUAUCCCUCCCAGAGAUGCUGGUGGAAAGGUGAUAAUCGUUGAUAUGGUGGUUGGAUCUGGGCCAGAUGACAUUGUAACAAGAGAGACACAGGUUUUCUAUGAUCUCUUUAUCAUGGGUGCUGAGGGGAUUGAGCGAGAGGAAUUUGAGUGGAAGAAGAUAUUUAUGGAAGCUGGGUUCAGCAAUUACAAAAUUCUAUCAGUGCUGGGAGUUAGAUCUGUUAUUGAGCUCUACCCUUGAACACUCGAUGAAAAACUACGCGGUAAUCGGUAUAUUGUGUAUUAAUAAACUGGCAUGAAUAACAUGUGUGCUUUUCUGGCUGCAUGCCUUUAGCCUAGUGUGGUGAAUAGUGUACUACCUUAUUGUAAUUUUUGCGAGGUGUGAGCGUUGUGACCAAUAAAUUAGCUCUCUUACUACAUAGCAAAUAUAUGCAGCAGGUUAUUAGAAUCUGUUCCAGCAGUGUU